CUUGACAGGACACGCGAGGAAGAGUGACACGGUACACAUGUACUGUAUAAGCUAUACAGUACAUGUGUGUUAUAUGUGCGGAUACUCGGUCAGAUGUCGCUUCAGUAAACGAACUAUCCUCUGCCGAUGUGACGUGAGCUGACUGAAACACCGGUCAAUACAACCAGAGAUCUUGGAAUGCUGCUGGACGAGACUCCGCUCUUUGAGCCCUCUCUGCUUAAGGAGCUCGACUGGAGCUGCAACUCUGUGUCCUUCUCUCCACCCAUCUCUCCGUCCAGCCCCGGAGAAGGCCUGGUGCUGAGGCCGCUUUGUAUGGCCGACUUCAAUAGAGGAUUCUUCAAAGUUCUAUCUCAACUCACGCAGACAGGCGAUGUCACACCCGAGCAAUUCACAAAAAAGUUUGAGCACAUGAAGAUGACGGGGGACUACUUUGUGAUUGUGGUGGAGGACACAAAUCUGGGACAGAUUGUUGCUACGGCCACAUUGAUCACUGAACACAAAUUCAUCCACUCCUGUGCUAAGAGAGGCCGGGUGGAGGAGGUCGUCGUGAGUGACGGUUGCAGAGGGAAGCAGCUGGGCAAACUGUUAGUUUCAACUCUCACUCUUCUCAGCAAAAAACUGAAUUGCUACAAAAUCACUUUGGAAUGUGCACCCAAAAAUGUGGCUUUUUACCAAAAGUUUGCCUAUGGUGCAUCAGAGGAGACCUACAUGCAGUGUCGAUUCUCCGACUGAGGACAGCAGCAGCUUUGAG
Pleuronectes platessa (European plaice) is the source of this 751-nucleotide messenger RNA. It is a transcript of the gene gnpnat1, whose product is annotated as glucosamine-phosphate N-acetyltransferase 1. NCBI's taxonomy places the organism in Eukaryota, Metazoa, Chordata, Actinopteri, Pleuronectiformes, Pleuronectidae. Gene Ontology annotation, molecular function: monosaccharide binding; glucosamine 6-phosphate N-acetyltransferase activity. Gene Ontology annotation, cellular component: endoplasmic reticulum-Golgi intermediate compartment; Golgi apparatus; endoplasmic reticulum. Gene Ontology annotation, biological process: UDP-N-acetylglucosamine biosynthetic process. The transcript is spliced from 6 exons. Bases 178 to 732 code for a protein of 184 amino acids. The record is from RefSeq and is a predicted model, not a curated record.